This is a messenger RNA of Daphnia magna, 680 nucleotides long. RefSeq names its product adhesive plaque matrix protein. Lineage: Eukaryota; Metazoa; Arthropoda; Branchiopoda; Diplostraca; Daphniidae. The record is from RefSeq and is a predicted model, not a curated record.
UAUUGAUGAAAUCAACAGCAAGAGGUGGAGUCAUAAUCCCUAAUGCUUCCUCACUAUAAAUACGGCUGGUGGACACAGCAACAGGUAUCAGUUCCAUCCAGUGCACAACACUUCAGACCAACAUGAAGGUGUUCAUCAUGGUUCCAUUGAUUGCCCUAGUUUCAGGCCAAGUGCAAUAUGAGAAACCAAACUAUAUUCGCUAUUCCUACCCGGAAUACAAACCAGAAUACUCAGUGGUUUACAAAUCAGAAUACUCAGCAGCUUACAAACCGGAAUAUCCAGCAGUAGGUUACAAGCCGGAAUACCCAGCUGUUUACAAACCAUCGCCUGUUUACAAACCAACGUACACUGAAUACAAACACUACACUGAAUACAAACCAACCUACACUGAAUACGAACCAACCUACACUGAAUACAAACCUACAUAUUACGAACCAACGUAUGCGCCCUACUAUCCAGAAGUUUACAAACCAAUUCCUUAUGAGCCAACGUACACCACCUAUAAUUCUCAAUCUAAACGAUCCUACUACGUAUGGCACUCUAUAUCGGAAUAAGUUUUGAAUAGAGUUUACUUUUUAGAAAUAUCACUUUUCGUCAACAUUAUGUUCUAUGUAAAAAGGCUUGCCAUUAUAACAUUGUUUGCAAACUCAUCAAAAAAUAAACUCAUCGUAAAAUUUAAA